AGUUGCGGGCUCCCAUGCACAGACAUGACUCAACACCGAUUGAGGACGAAAGGGAAAAUAUUUUUCCUUCCGUGGUAAAAGUAAUAAGAUUUGCUAGAAAAUCUACUGAACAAACUAAGUGUUAUUUGUUUUAUCUCCUCGUUUGAUGGAUAUAAUGAGAUCUCACAUUCAAUAAUGGCUAAAACUAAGUGGAUUCUAUUGUUCGCAACCUUUGUGUCAUCUUGUCUAUCUUUGGCCACACUAAUUGUUGCAUUCUGUACACCAAAUUGGGUUGUUUCGGAAGCAACAGAACCUCUGGCUCAAGCAAACAGUGAAGUGCAAUAUGGGCUAUUUUCAGGAUCUCUAACCAGAUACUUUCUAGUGACGCCUGUGUACUAUGACCUUACAGUGAUUUGUCUGUACGAGCAUAACGUUUGUGUCUAUAGCUGCCAAACGGAUGAAGCGAAACGAGAAAAAGAGGUUCAUGAUCUCAUGACCGGUUCGAAACCAGAUAUUUGUCCCAUAGCCACUUCCAGAAUUAUUAAGCUUCAUUCUACCGCUAAAGACUCAAUUCAAGGGUUUGACGCAUCAACUGAAGGUGAAGACAAAUCAGUGGAAUCGACGGAUGAGUUCAUCAAUGCAGGGCUUUGGUUGGCCACUGUCAUAUUCCUUGGCAUAGCAACCGCUUUCUCUGGUACCUCUGCUAGCUUUUCAAUCAUCAAUGUGCUGUUCAAUCCGGUGGAACCAAUCUUCAGCGUAUUCGGGCUGUACAUUUGGAAUGGAAUAGCGAUCGGUGCGACGCUGCUAACGAUGAUCCUAUGGGGAGCUCUGUUCGAGGACUCAAUAACGACUAAUAUUUCUAUUACGGAUACGCUUACAUCCGAGGCGCCCUACAGUUCUGAAGGCUUAGCCUCGCUUGGCUACAGCUACUGGAUUCUAUUUAUGCCGCUAGUGUUUCAUGGAGGCAAUAUCGGUUUGCUGUUGUGGCGGCAGUACGAAAUCAACAAGGAACCCCCGGAGACCACCAUUGAUGUUGAUAAGUCCGAUCUGACGGUUAUAAUGUAUUGAAAUAAACGUUGCAAUAAGGUAAAACUCAUUUUGU
Messenger RNA from Uranotaenia lowii, 1081 nucleotides. RefSeq lists its product as uncharacterized. Lineage: Eukaryota; Metazoa; Arthropoda; Insecta; Diptera; Culicidae. The coding region runs from base 175 to 1047 and encodes 290 amino acids. The transcript is spliced from 3 exons. The record is from RefSeq and is a predicted model, not a curated record.